Molecule: messenger RNA, 1626 nt
Organism: Corylus avellana
Lineage: Eukaryota; Viridiplantae; Streptophyta; Magnoliopsida; Fagales; Betulaceae
Product: heparanase-like protein 1
Cellular component (GO): membrane; plant-type cell wall
Molecular function (GO): beta-glucuronidase activity
Source: RefSeq, a predicted model, not a curated record
AUGGGAUUCAUGAGCAUGAUGAUCACCUUGUUUCUCGGCCUGCUGGUUUCUGUCCCUGCAAUAUUGUUGGCCAAAGAAAUUAAUUUUGAUAAAAUGCUUGUUGCUAACAUUGUUGUUACUGGCAAUAAAACAAUAGGUGAAACCGAUGAUAAUUACGUUUGUGCAACCAUUGAUUGGUUUCCUAGUGAUACAUGUCGUUACAAUUAUUGCAUGCUGCAGAAUUCUUCUGCAAUAACUUUGGACCUGUCUAAUCCUCUACUAGCCAAGACAAUCCAAGCUUUCAAGAAUUUGAGGCUUAGAAUUGGAGGAUCUCCCCAAGACCAAGUAAUUUACAACGUAGGAAGUCCAAGGUACCCUUGCCGUCCAUUUCAAAAGGCAGCAAACGGUUUGUUUGGAUUAACAAGCGGAUGUUUAUACAUGGAAAGGUGGGAUGAGCUGAACCACUUUUUCAAUAAGACAGGGGCAAUCGUGACAUUUGGCUUGAAUGCUCUCUAUGGGAGGAAGAAGCAGAAUAAAAGUACACUAUGGGUAGGAGAUUGGGACCCUAGUAACGCUCGGGCUCUAAUGAACUAUACCAUUCUAAAAGGAUACCAUAUAGAUUCAUGGGAAUUUGGUAAUGAGUUGAGUGGAAGUGGCAUUGCCGCAAGAGUUGAAGCUGCACAAUAUGCAAAAGAUGUGAUCAACCUUAAAAAGAUUAUGAAGGAGUUAUACAAAACUACCAAUUACAAUUCUAGGCUUGUAGCCCCUGGAGGGUUCUUUAACAAAGGCUGGUAUACUGAGCUUCUUCAGGAUUCAGGUCCAAGCAUAGUCGAUGUUGUGACACAUCAUAUCUACAAUUUAGGUGGAGGUAAUGAUCCCAAUCUCAUAAGGAAGAUAUUGGAUCCUGCUUACUUGACCAAAAGCGUAUUAGACACUUUCACAAAUAUAGAAGGGGUGAUUCAAGAUUAUGCUCCUUGGGCUAAUAUAUGGGUGGGAGAAUCUGGUGGUGCCUUUCAGGGUGGUGGACGUUAUGUGUCUGACAGAUUUGUGAAUAGCUUCUGGUACUUGGAUCAGCUUGGAAUGGCAGCUAAGUACAGCACUAAGGUGUAUUGCAGGCAGACUUUGGUUGGUGCAAACUAUGCUCUCCUCAACAGAACCACAAUGGAACCCAACCCUGAUUACUACAGUGCUCUUCUAUGGCAUCGGCUUAUGGGAAAAGGAGUUUUUGAUGUUCAUAGACGCUAUGCUGCACCAUAUUUACGCCCUUAUGCUCAUUGUUCAAAAGGAAGAGCGGGAAUAACUUUGCUGCUGAUAAAUUUGAGCAACCAGACAGAAUUCAUAGUAAAUGUCAACAACCGGACAAAAUUCAAGUUCCAGGAAAGGGAGAAAAGGAGAGAGCGCCCUUCACAUGGACGAUCAUUCAGAGAAGAGUACCACUUAAGUGCACAACAUGGGAAUCUUCGAAGCCAAACAUCACUUCUUAAUGGACAUCCAUUACAUGUUACAAAUGGAGAACUUCCAAAACUGGAUCCUCUUCUUCGUGAAGAGAAUUCUCCAAUACGUGUUGCACCUUUAUCCAUUGCCUUCAUUGUAAUUCCUAACUUUGAGGCUUCAGCUUGUGCCCAACCUGCACCUUCAUCAUGUUGA